Messenger RNA from Athalia rosae (coleseed sawfly), 5017 nucleotides. RefSeq lists its product as uncharacterized. The record is from RefSeq and is a predicted model, not a curated record. The coding region runs from base 255 to 4286 and encodes 1343 amino acids. The transcript has 6 exons. Lineage: Eukaryota; Metazoa; Arthropoda; Insecta; Hymenoptera; Athaliidae.
AGCCAACUUCAGUGUCACCAUUUUGUUUGUCGCCCCGUGUAUCGAGAUACCGAAUUAAACUAGAACCAACUCGUGGUUAACUUCACAGAACCUCGAGACUCGGUGUUUCUGUUUGCGCGAAAACGUGCAAGUUGUUUCGGAAAAGAUUGUGCAAAAGUAUUCUUGAUCACAAAGUAUAGUGGUGUUCACCCUCAGGAAAUAUAAGCAUGUUUUUGUGAUCAUCAUUCGGAGUGUAAGCUUAGUAACGCUCUGUGAUGGCCGAGAUUGCGAGUUCUAGCAUGUUUACAAACGGUGAGGCAUCUUCAGGGACAUCCGAUCUCCUUCAGAGAGCUUUCCAGGAAGUUGUCGAUGAAGAUGAUACAGAAAACGAGUUUGUAGCAUUCCUUCAAAGUGAUGGAGUCGAUUCACACACUAUUCAGUUAACACCAGCGCAAGCUGCCGCUUUGGGGUUAACUUUUGAAGUUGACUCUGUCGAAGAAGCUUCCGAUGAAAUUAUAUACCAAACCGAUCAAAACGGAGUAAUUACUGAACUUCAAGAACAUUUAAACGACGAUGAGAUAGCUCAGCUUCAGCAAGAACAGACUGAAGAUCCAUGUACAAUUCAGGGUGUGCAAGAUGCAGAUUUGACAAUGCAAGACAUAGGUGUGAUAAGUGAAGAAAAUAACUCCGACGUAGAGGAUGAGCCAAAACAAGUUGAAGAUAUUGCCAUAGAGCAGAAUUUUCCUAUCCAACAAGAAAUUCCAGCACAACAACCAUCCAACAGUUUUAAAACAACUGAACUUCAAUUUUCCACUAAUUUAGAAGCUGGCACUCAAUGCAGAUUUACUGACAAUCAAAUACAAAAUCUGCAUUUCAAUAACAUUCACAAUUCUCAUGCGCAGAUACUUAAACGAUUACCUGUUAUCUUACCCUCAUCUCAGUUUGUUCUGAAACCUGCUCAAACAAUUCUUAAGCCAACACGAAAUGUCCGAAUCCUCCCGAAUACAAACAAAAUUCUAAAUGGUACAGUCAACACAAUUAAUGCUGUUCAUUCGCUUAGUAGUUCGAGUCAGAAUUCCAUAUUAAUACCAAAAACAAAGUUGUUGAAUGGUUUAUCAUCCCAAAUGUUGAAAGCAACGCCUCUUACUACUCAACUGUUGAGUUCCAAUAACAUCUCUGCUCAAUUGUUGGGCACAUCACAUAUUGUCGGAAAUUCAUCAGAAUUAUGUAAUCAUGUUAUGGGUACAUCUCAAAUUGCCACAACGGUGAUAAAUGCAACACCGGUAUCAACGCAGACAAUUCUGAAUUCUCAAAUUUGUUUGUCUUCUCCAGUAUUGAGACCCACCCAACAUUCCAUCCAGCGACAGAAUACACAACAUUUUUUAACUCCAAUUGUAAAGAAUACUUCUCUUCCAUCCUCUGCUGUCAAAACAAGCAAUGUUCUCACUAAUAGUAAUUCAAAAAAUGUUACUUCUGGACAAAUGCUUAAGCCUAUGCAAAUGCUUCGCACCGUUCCUGUGUCGAUGAUAAAAAGUACUGGUGCAUCCUCACCAUUAUUGAAAAAUGUUGUUUCUACUGCAUCAGGUAUUAGGGCAGGGUCAGUAGUUAAAGCAAAUAUUCAAGACUUGAAAACGAUUCCGACUAGUAAUGCAUCGGUUUUGAGAUCUACGCAGAUGGCUUCUACCCCGAUAUCUAUUUUGAAGCCACAAAGUAGAAUAAUCACAAACAAUUCUAUGGGACAGAAUCUAUUGCAUAAUACGCAGACUGCUGUUGGAAAUGUACCAAAUGGUAUGCAAAACUCAUGUAUACAGCAAUGUUCAGUGUCCAAUAUGCAAAGCGAAUCAAAUGGGAUAAAACAAAUUCAAAGUAAUAUGAAUGCUGUAAAAAUGAGACAAAAUGCUGUUGCUAAUGGCGGUGCUGCAUCAUUAGCAAAAAAAACUAAACCUGCCGUCGUACAAAAGACUCCCAGUGCUGUGAUGGAAAAAACUGAUACAUCAAAGCCACUAGGCUCCAGCGAAAACCCAAUACAAAUCGUACAGCAGGGUCACACCUUUCAUAGUAUGCAACGACUGACACAAUCACAAUUGAAGCAGAUUGCUCAUGUUCUACAACAGCGUAGCCAAGAAGCAGCGAUGCCAAAUGAAAGGAUUGUGUACAGAGUUGUCUUCCCAGAAGAACUUGAUCUGAGAAUCAGAAAUCCUGUCAACUUACUCAGAGGCCGGGGAGGGAAACGAGGCAGGCCUAAGAAAAAUGCUAUCCGACCACCCGUUGUACCUCCAAAGCCAACUGUAGUAGCCGAAGAAGAACCAGAUGAAGUGAAGGAUGAGCGCAAAAAAGUGAUAGCUCGAACAAGAUCUGGUAGACUUUCUCGGCCUCCCAGACAUAUGGUACGCGAUUACAAGCAUCUACAUCACUUGGAUUUCAUGCAGCCAGAUUUAGAUGACUCUGAUGGAGGCUACAGUGAUUACAAUACGAAUGGUGAUAAAAUCGACGACGACGAAUCACCUAAGGAGUUAUUAACUGGCCUAGAAAUUCCAAAACGAAAAAUUUCUGAUCAUUUCAAAUGUCCUACCUGUCAUAAGAUUUACCUUGGCAGAACACGGAUGGCUCGGCAUUUUGAAAUGCACCCCGAUCACGGCAGUCCCGAACAGUUACCGCCACCUACACCUGAACCAGAACUGAAACAAUCAUCUGUUCAGGAUCCAUUAAAACGGAAAGGAAAAAAGCGUGGCCCGUGGGCUUACGUUACACCUGAAGCAAAAUCGGAACGCCGGCAAAUUAAACUUAAGGAAGCAAUUACUGUGUGUGAGAAUACGGAAAUAAUCAAUAUCGCGGCUAAGCCUGUUUUGAAUGCUCUGUCUCUAUACGAACUGUUGAUUUUAAAAUCUGAAAAUAAUGUGAGAAACUUUUUGGACGAAUUGAAAAAAUUGAUGGAUAAAAUUAGAGAAAAAGCUGGCAAUAUGCUAGCUGUUUCAUGCGACGAUGACGGUCCUAAUGAUGAUGUUAUAGACUUGAGUGAAGACUUACUUUGUGAUUCACUUGGCCUAAAUCCAGGCUUGUACAAGAUAAAUAAUAGUGUCUUUGAAAAGGCACCUCUUGUAAAUUUAGUCAAUACCGACGAACCCAUCUUGAAGCGGCAAAGGGUGGAAAAUUCAGAAGAUACUAAAGAGAAUAUAGACGAACGUAUGUCCAGCGGAUUUUCGGAAAAUUCAGAUUUGAGUGUUUCCGACUUUUUAAAUGAUAGAAAAACUGAAUCUAAUGUCAAUUCAAAUUGCCCGGAAGUUUUAACUGCUCUCACAUUAAUGCCGAGAAAUCCAAGUCCAGUGAAUAAUACUGAAACAAAUAAGUCUGAUCAUAUGUCAAAAUUAUUGAUUUCAAAUCCUGAAAUACAAAGCCAAAUUUCGGAUAGCUCUGGUUUUCAGAAGAUCGAUAUCAAUCCAAUCAGAAUGCAGGGAUAUCAGAAAAUGGAUGCUUCAAAUCAAUGUUUUCGAAAACUCAGUGAUAGCUUGGAACAUCAAAAUUGCACUCAAGUAUUCUCCAAACUGGAAGGCAAUUUUCAACGGAAAAUAGAUCACUUGGAUCAAGCUUUGAUCAAAUUAGAACCAAUGGAUCAAACUCUGAAACAACUGGACACCAAAAUGGAAGUUGGUAUACCGAAAGAAGAAUCGAGCAUUUUCCCAAAAGACGAAAAUGAUUUCGACAGCUUGGAUCACGGAUCUCAGGACUUUACUAAAGGAUUUCGAAAAUUAGAGUCAUCGUGUAAUCACAAAAUCGAAAUUACUAAUUCGGUUACAAAGAUAGUUCCUAUAACUUCAUCUGAUAUAAGUAGUAUGAAAGUGCAUUGUACAGCAUCUGACAAUAACUUGGUAAAAAUGUUACCUAUCACAGCAAUUUCAAAAAUUUCAGAAAGCUUACCCAUACUGCAAGAUGCUGUAUCUAUUAUUUCGAGUACUUGUGACUCAAAUCUUUUUGGUAGUACAGAAAACCUAGAUAUGUCCAAAAUAGGAAACUACGAUCAUAUUACUCAUUUGGACAUCUUAAACACCAGUGGAGUGAUUGAUAAAAAUUUAAUGAUUGAUGAAAAGUUGGUGGAACAAUUACAUUUAGUCGAUCAGUCAAACUUGGUUGAUGAACUCGUCUCGGAAAGGUUGAAAAACAUACCUGACUUUUCAGUGCAAAUAUCAAAUGGCACCCCAUUGCCUGAUAAUAUUUUGGAGAAUAAUCUGAUAUCUAAUAAUUCAAAUCUGGAUCCAGAAUUGGAUUUUGAAGCACUGAGUGAAGAGUUCAAUAGAAAUACUAGAAGUUGAUUCGCGAAAGGUUUUCAUCACAUCUUCUUAAGUAACUGCACAUUUCAUCCCAUAAAUCUUUUAAAUACUAAUAUUUCGAUAAUUUAAAAUAUUCCGGUGCGUACAAGUUAAAAAGUUGAUUAUACUAUUUUAUCGGCAAUAUUCUUACAAUUAGGAAUUACUCAUUGAAUGGAUAUGUUAUAAUCAUUUGAUCCUGUGUCGAAAUAUUUCAUUUAUCAAGUAGUACGGCUCUGGAGUGUAUGGUUUCUGAAACAUAUUUCUUCGAAUAUUACAUUUUCAAUUUCGUCAAUAAGCGGACAAUAGCUAUUGAAAAAAAAUCUAAAAGCUAUGGAAUAUAACGAAUAUGUGUUAAUCAUAUGGUGUUUCGUUAAUCACAUUUUUGUCAGUACAAUUUCAUCAGUAAUUCAGAUAAUUUUAUGUAUCAGUAGGUACAAAGCUAAGUGAUGAUUUUUGAACGAUUGGCAGGUGUACCUUGAUUAUUAUUUAUAAAUAAUUUUACCUAUUUUUUCAUAAUACUUAAAUAUUACAGUUAUUGUAAAGCGUUACUAAACUAGUAAGUCAUGCUAAAGCAUUUCUGUACAUAUAUUUCUGUGUAGACAGUUGAAGCUAUAACUGAUUCAAUGCUGCGUCUAUUGCUUGUUUGGCUUGCAAACUCAGACCAGAAAGGUGAUACUAGUUUUUAUUUUAUUACAUUAAAAAAAAAAAAAAAAAAAAAAAAAAAAAAAAACGAA